ACGGUAUAAAUCCUAAAUUUAAAUCAGUGAAACAAAUUAUUCAAGCUUAUCCAGUUUUGCAAUUAAGAUUAACUCUGCAAGUUAAACAGUCAACAAAAAAGAAAUUCUUUAGUUCGAGCGGGUAAGCAAUUAUAUUGCCCUGCAAUAAAAAUUGACUUGGCCUGUUUGCAUCCUAUUGCGACUCACAGUUUGUUUUUCUUUUGUUUAGAUUUGUUGAUUAAACCAAUGUAUCAACUUUAGUGACAAAUCACCUUUGACAGUUUGUGCUUUGACCUACGAUUGGAUUUUGUGCAUUCACCACCGAUCUUUAAUUUAAUUUUCAUCUUGAAGGCUUUUUUCUUUCUUGUAUCCUUGUUUUUCCAAGUUGUGUUUACUUUUGUUGUAUCCUGUUUUGUUCCUGUGAUAUCUUUCAUUAUUGUUUCAUAUAAUUUGCCACGUAAAAAUGUCUGUUUUCAUUGAUUUCAAGCCUCCUGAUGAAUCUGAGGAAUAUGAAGUUGAAAAAAUUUAUGAUAAACGUACAAGGGAAGGUCGAGUUGAGUAUUUCUUGAAAUGGGUUGGUUAUCCUGAAUCAGCGAAUACCUGGGAACGUCUGGAAAAUCUCAAUUGUCCUGCAUUAGUUGCUGAAUUUGAAGAAGGCAGAUUGAAAAAAAAGAAACGAGAUCAGCUUCGCCAGACUAGAGGAAGACCACAGUCACCAGUAAAGAAUGGAGUUUGUGGAAUAGAAAAUGGAUUUGAAGUCGAGAGAAUUAUUGGUGCUACUGAUGUGCAUGGCGAAUUGGAGUUUCUGAUCAAAUGGAAAGAAUCUCCAUUAGCUGAAUUGGUCAAAGCUUCAAUUGCUAAUGAAAAGUUACCAGCAGCAGUGAUUGCAUUCUAUGAGGCCAGACUUGUUACUCGUUUUUCGAAAUCUGAAUCUAACAAGGACGUAAAGAAAUUUAAACUAGCGAAUAAUGGACGAAAUUUAAAUUCCGUUUCUGACGACGAUUCUUUAAAUGGCGAUUCCAUGGAAACUGAUACUGCAAUAACUGCUGGAACAUCAACUAAUGAAGCAUCAAUUUAAGUUUAUAUCAAACUACUUUCUUUAUAAAUCUGACUUGAGAUGCCUUUUUCACAUUUAUGACAAAUUCACUUUCCAUUAUUGUUAAAUUAGUCACCAAUUUGCUGUUUACAAUGGUUAAUUAACUUUAUUUGAUUUGCAAUUAAAAGCUUGAAAAGACAA
Tetranychus urticae (two-spotted spider mite) is the source of this 1216-nucleotide messenger RNA. RefSeq names its product chromobox protein homolog 3-like. Gene Ontology annotation, cellular component: nucleus. Lineage: Eukaryota; Metazoa; Arthropoda; Arachnida; Trombidiformes; Tetranychidae. The record is from RefSeq and is a predicted model, not a curated record.